AGUAUGGAUCUUCGGCAUCUGCUGUUUACUUUGGCUCUGAUCUGUGCAAAUGACUCACUUUCUGCAAGUGAUGACCUUUUGCAAUGGCCACAAAUCAGCAAAUGCAGAUCACCUGAAAUGGAGACAUUUUCAUGUUUUUGGACUGCUGGAAAUUUUUAUAACCUCACUGUUCCAAGAAUCCUACAGCUAUUAUACAAGAAGAGUAAUGAGGAAGACUGGAAAGACUGCCCUGAUUAUAUCACUUCAGGACAAAAUAGCUGUUAUUUCAACGCAUCCUACACCUCUGUGUGGACACCAUAUUGUGUCCAGCUUGCCAGUAAAAAUGAAGUAUAUGAUAAAAAAUGUUUCAGUGUUGAUGAAAUAGUACUACCUGAUCCCCCUGUCCAUCUUAACUGGACUCUUCUAAAUACUAGUCAGACUGGGAUCCAUGGGGAUAUCCAGGUAAGAUGGGAUCCACCACCAACAGCAGAUGUUCGGAAGGGAUGGAUUACUCUGGAGUAUGAAUUGCAGUACAAAGAAGUUAAUGAGACAAAAUGGAAGGAGUUGAAACCCAGGCUCUCAACAAUGGUUCCACUGUACUCUCUCAAGACAGCAAGAGAUUAUGAGAUACGAAUCCGAUCAAGACAACGAACUUCUGAAAAAUUUGGGGAGUUCAGUGAAAUCCUCUAUGUAUCAUUUUCUCAAAUAGGCAUUGGAUGUGAUCACUGUACAGAAGAAGUUGAGUUUCCAUGGUUCUUAGUUGCUGUCUUUGGAGUGUGCGGGCUGGCUGUAACAGUGAUCUCAGUCAUGCUGUCUAAACAACCAAGGUUAAAAAUGCUUAUUUUUCCUCCUGUGCCAGUUCCAAAGAUUAAAGGGAUUGAUCCAGAUCUUUUGAAGAAAGGAAAGCUAGAUGAAGUGAAUUCCAUCCUAGCCUGCCAUGACAACUGUAAGACACAGCUAUGCAGUGAUGACUUGUGGGUUGAGUUUAUUGAGUUGGACAUAGAAGACCCUGAUGAAAAGACCAGAGCCUCAGACACUGACAGGCUCCUGAGUGAAGAUCAUCUGAAAUCUCACAAUUGCUUGGGAGCAAAGGAUGAUGAUUCUGGACGGGCCAGUUGUUGUGAACCAGAUAUUCCAGAGACAGAUUUCAGUGCAAGCGACACGUGUGAUGCCACCUCUGACAGUGAUCAGUUCAAAAGGGCUGCUGAAAAAGAAGAGGAUCUCUUGUGUCUUGACAGACAAGAUAAUGAUGAGUCCCUUCCAAGCCUUGCCAACACAGACCCGCAAGGCCGGCACAGGAAUACUCAGUCUGAAAACAGCCUCCUGUGGGCACCCUUUGGAGACAGCCUUGAGUCACCCCGUCCGUCAGUCCAUACCCAGAUAAGCAACCAGAAUUCACUGACAAGUACUGACUUCUACGCUCAAGUGAGUGAUAUUACUCCAGCAGGCAGGGUUGUACUUUCACCAGGACAGAAAUCCAAGCUAGGGAGAGCACAGCAUGAAGGCUGCACAGAACAAAACUUCACCAUGGACAACACCUACUUCUGUGAGGCAGAUGUGAAAAAAUGCAUUGCUGUGACUUCCCACGAAGAGAAUGAGCCACCUGUGCAGGAGCAAGGCUAUAAUGAAGAUGGCUACUUCACCACCGAGAGCCUUACCACUACUGUUGCCAACCUUGGAGCUCCAACAGCAGCACCCCCAAGUUCAGAGAUGCCUGUCGCAGACUAUACGUCCAUCCACAUCGUCCAGUCUCCACAGGGCCUUGUGCUCAAUGCGACCGCGCUGCCGGUGCCAGACAAGGAAUUCAACGUGUCUUGUGGCUAUGUGAGCACAGACCAGCUGAACAAAAUCAUGCCAUAG
Cinclus cinclus is the source of this 1839-nucleotide messenger RNA. RefSeq names its product growth hormone receptor (gene GHR). Gene Ontology annotation, cellular component: membrane. Gene Ontology annotation, molecular function: protein binding; cytokine receptor activity. The record is from RefSeq and is a predicted model, not a curated record. The transcript has 8 exons. The coding region runs from base 4 to 1839 and encodes 611 amino acids. Lineage: Eukaryota; Metazoa; Chordata; Aves; Passeriformes; Cinclidae.